UUCUUCCUCCUUUCCUCUUUCGACAAUUUUACCUCCUCAUUCUCUAUCAACCUUCCUCCUUUUCCCUACUCAUCCUUCUUCUUUUUUCCUUCUUAUUAUUUCUCUCUCUCUUCUCCCUUCUUCUUCCUCUCCAGAUCUAGGAUUUUCUCAAACCUAGGUCUAGGUUCUCAAACCAACCCUAAAUCAAUCUAUUCUAUCUCAAACCUUUUCUCCUUUUCCUCUUCACCUCUGGUACUCCCUAAUUAAUUUUGAUCUGAAGCUGGUUCAAGGCAGCUAUGUGGUCAAGGUUGUGCCAAUGCCAAAGCUUUAGGGGGUCACAUGAAGGCCCACCUUGCCACCCUUCCCCUUCCUCCCAAGACCAAUGGCGACGAUGGUGGUGAUGAUGACUCUGCUUCUUCUUCGUUGUCUUCUUCCGGGGAGGAGUAAAAGUCGGAGUAAGAGCAAGAAAGCAAGAAUAGGGAAGUUUUGGAAAAGAAGCUUUGGUUUAUAGGUUGAGGGAGAAUCCCAAGAAAAGUUUCAGGGGAAUCUUCUAAUAUGGAGUUUGUUAGAAAUGAGGUAGAUACAUUAUACCAUGAAAUGGUAGUUGAUGCAAUGGGUGCACAGUCUGAAUACAAUGACGGGCCAAUCGCUAAGGAGCCAAAUACUAAGGCAAGAGAAUUUUAUGAUCUUUUGCAUGCUGCAGAAGUCCUUAUAGGUGCUAGGGGACAGGAUGUUACAGUACUUUCAUGGAUGGCAGAAAUGUUAAACAUGAAAACUAUUUAUAAUAUGAGUACUGCUAAUUGGGAAAUGGCAUUAUCAUUGAGUCGAAAGUUGUUGAGUCCAGAGGACCAAGAAAAGGUACCAAAGGAUUUCUAUAGUGCAAAAAAAAUGAUAAAUGUGCGUGGACUUGGGUAUAAGAAAAUUGAUAUUUGUGUCAAUGAUUGCUUCUGGUACUAUGAUGAGCAAAGUAAGAAUUUAACUGCUUGUCCAAUGUGUCGAGAAUCCCGUUAUGAGCCAAAGAAUAUAUCUGCUAUAAGGCAGAAAGAUGUUCCAAGGAAAUCUUUGUGGUACCUUCCAAUUACCCCAAGAUUGCAGCGACUAUACAUGUCUAGAAAAGCAACAGAGCACUUGACAUGGCAUUUGAAAUGCCGUGAGGAUGCAGAUAAAGUUAUUCAUCCUACGGCUAGUGAGGCAUGGAAACACUUUGAUGAAACCCACCCAACAUUUGUUGAUGAACCUAGAAAUGUUAGACUUGGCCUCUGUACGGAUGGUUUCAAUCCAUUUGGUUGCUCUACAACACCUUACUCUUGUUGGCCUGUUUUUCUUACAGUGUACAACCUUCCUUCUGAGUUGUGCAUGAAGUCAAAGCAUCUAUUUCUUGCCAUGAUAAUUGCUGGACCUAAAAGUCCAAGAAAAAACAUUGAUGUCAUGCUUAGGCCAUUAAUUGAUGAACUUAAGGAAUUGUGGACAAAUGGGGAAUUGAGAUUCCCAGAUGGGUAUGCAUCCAACAUAGCACGAUGUGUUAACAUGCAGGAACUUCGAUUGUUUGGGAUGAAAAGCCAUGAUUGUCAUGUAUUCAUGCAGCGUCUCUUGCCAAUUGCUUUCCGUGAUUUCCUCAUAGAUGAAGUUUGGGGUCCCUUAACUGAGAUGAGUAACUUUUUUAGAGCUUUAACUGCUCCGAUUAUUCAAGUUAGUAACAUGGAGAUGUGGGAGGAAAAAAUUGUUGAGACCAUUUGCAAGUUAGAGAAAGUAUUCCCGCCAGCAUUCUUUGACUCGAUGGAGUAUUUGGCUAUCCAUCUACCAUAUGAGGCAAAAGUUGGAGGACCUGUCCAAUUUCGUUGGAUGUAUCCUUUUGAAAGAAAAAUGCAUGACCUUAAGAAAACAAUGUUGAACAAAAAUCGUGUUGAAGCUUCAAUUUGCGAGUCUAAUAUUCUUUCAGGAAUUUCCUUCUUUUGCUCGCAUUAUUUUGGAUCUAAUAUAGAGACAAGAUUGAAUCGUCAACCAAGAAACAUUGUCGGCGUGAAUGAUGAUAUGGAUAAUUGUUUGUCUGUCUUUAAACAUCAAGGUCAACCACUAGGUGGAGAAAUGCCUAUGCGUGCAUUGUCACCCAAAGAAUUAAAGGCAGCAGAACUUUAUGUUUUGCUUAAUAAUGAAGAAGUUAAUCCAUGGAUUGCGUAUGUUCUCUAGUUCUAAAUUUCAUUUGUUUAAGUUACUAGUAUGUUUAGGUUGUUUACUCCAACUUCUUCAUGUAGGCUUUUUGAUUAUCAAGUAUGUUCCGAUCUAUCAGAGGAUCAAAUUUAAAUCAAACGGCAACUUGAAU
Rubroshorea leprosula is the source of this 2299-nucleotide messenger RNA. The record is from the annotation of a GenBank genome assembly. Lineage: Eukaryota; Viridiplantae; Streptophyta; Magnoliopsida; Malvales; Dipterocarpaceae.